AUGAUGCCCAAAGAACUUCUGCAGAGCAGCCUCAGGCGUAUUGUAGUCAACUUAGUUCAUACCAAGAACCUCAGCAUGCCUCUUCUGCAAGGCAUGGCCCACCUGCUUGAGCUUUUGCCCAAUUGGUUUAGUAUUAACUUGGGUGGCAAAUUGUUAGAGCACCUUAAGAAAUGGUUGGAGCCAGAAAAGCUUGCACAGAGUCAAAAGUCAUGGAAGGCAGGUGAAGAACCGAAUAUUGCAGCGGCUAUUAUUGAGCUUUUUCACCUCCUUCCCGCGGCUGCAUGGACGUUUCUUGAUGAACUUGUAACCUUGACAAUUGAAUUGGAAAGAGCAUUACCACCAGGACAAGUGUACAGUGAGAUUAACAGUCCAUAUCGUCUUCCACUAACUAAAUUUUUAAAUCGAUAUGCAACAGAAGCUGUUGAAUAUUUUCUCAAUCGAUUAAGUGAACCAAAAUACUUCAGGCGGUUUAUGUAUAUAAUCCGAUCAGAUGCUGGCCAGCCGUUGAGAGAUGAACUUGCAAAGUCACCACAGGAGAUACUGCGAAAUGCCUUCCCAGAAUUUGCACCUAAAUCUGAUGUAGCUAUGACUCCAGGAACUUCAGGUACACCUGCUGCAAUAUUAGGCAACGAAGGCCUUGUCACUCCGCUACCUGAUACUUCUAAUCCAGCAUCUGCCCCCUCUAGUGCAACUUCAGAUGCUUAUUUUCAGGGACUUGCACUUAUCAAAACAUUGGUCAAAUUGAUACCUAGCUGGUUACAGGAUAACCGUCCUGUCUUUGAUACCUUGGUACUUGUUUGGGAGUCACCUGCAAGAAUAUCUCGUUUGCAUAAUGAGCAGGAGCUGAAUUUAGUGCAAGUGAAAGAAAGCAAAUGGCUUGUCAAAUGCUUCCUGAAUUAUUUAAGACAUGACAAAACAGAAGUCAAUGUUCUUUUUGAUAUACUCUCCAUCUUCCUGUUUCAUACCCGCAUUGAUUAUACCUUUCUGAAGGAGUUUUAUAUCAUUGAGGUUGCAGAAGGUUAUCCGCCCAACAUGAAAAAGGUGCUUCUCUUGCACUUUUUGAACCUUUUCCAAUCAAAACAACUUGGUCAUCAUCACUUGGUGGUUGUAAUGCAAAUGCUUAUUCUCCCAAUGCUCACUCAUGCCUUCCAAAAUGGCCAAAGUUGGGAGGUCGUUGACCCUACUAUUAUAAAAACAAUUGUUGACAAACUUCUUGAUCCUCCAAAAGAGGUUUCUGCCGAGUAUGAUGAGCCUUUGAGAAUAGAACUUUUGCAGCUCGCCACGCUGCUUCUUAAGUAUCUCCAGAAUGACCUUGUCCAUCAUAGGAAAGAGCUGAUCAAGUUUGGCUGGAAUCAUCUCAAACGUGAAGAUAGUGCCAGUAAGCUGUGGGCAUUUGUGAAUGUUUGCCACUUCUUGGAGGCCUAUCAGGCCCCGGAAAAUCUUAUUCUCCAGGUUUUUGUAGCACUUCUUAGAAGUUGCCAACUGGACAACAAAACGCUAAUCGAGCAGGCCCUUGAUAUACUAAUGCCAGCACUACCUCGAAGGUUGCCUCUGGGGGAUUCUCGUAUGCCAAUUUGGAUAUGGCACACAAAAAAAAUUCUGGUUGAGGAGAGUCACUCAAUCCCCAAUUUGAUUCACAUUUUCCAGCUCAUUGUUCGCCAUUCAGAUCUCUUCUACAGCUGCAGAGCACAAUUUGUACCGCUGAUGGUGAAUUCAGUCAAUCGCCUUGGAUUGCCAUAUAACACCACAGCAGAAAACAGGCGUCUUGCCAUUGAGCUUGCUGGAUUGGUGGUUGCUUGGGAAAGGCAAAGGCAAAAUGAAAUGAAAGUAGUAACUAAUAGCGAUGUACCUGGCCAGAGCAGUGAUGCAUUUAAUCCUGGUUCUGCUGGUGCUGAUCCUAAGCGUUCAGUGGAUGGGUCUAAUUUUCCUGAAGAUUCAAACAAGCGAGUAGAAGUUGAGCCUGGUCUUCAAUCCCUCUGUCUAAUGUCACCCGGUAGUGCAUCAUCAAUCACUAACAUUGAAACUCCUGGAUCUGCUAGCCAACCUGAUACAGAAUUCAAGCUAAAUGCUGCUAUGGAAGAAAUGGUUAUCAAUUUUCUUAUCAAGGUUGCGUUGGUGAUUGAGCCUAAGGACGAGGAAGCAAGUAUAAUGUACAAACAAGCUUUACAGCUACUUUCACAAGCCUUAGAAGUGUGGCCUACGACCCAUGUUAAAUUCAAUUAUUUAGAAAAGCUGCUGAGCAGUAUUCAACCAUCUCAGUCAAAGGACCCUUCCACUGCUCUUGCUCAGGGCUUAGAGGUAAUGAACAAGAUUUUGGAGAAGCAGCCACAUUUGUUCAUUAGAAACAACAUCAAUCAGAUUUCUCAAAUUCUUGAACCCUGUUUCAAUCACAAAAUGUUAGAUGCCGGAAAGUCAUUGUGCUCCCUGUUGAAGAUUGUCUUUGUUGCUUUUCCCCUAGAAGCUGCCACUACACCACAAAAUGUUAAACUAUUUUACCAGAAGGUUGAUGAGCUGAUACAGAGGCACAUUAAUGCUAUCACAGCUCCUCAAGCAUCAAAUGAAGAUAGCACUGCUAGUUCAAUUAGCUUUGUGCUGCUUGUCAUUAAAACCUUUGCAGAGAUACAGAAGAACAUCGUUGACCCUAACAGCUUGGUUCGUAUUCUUCAGCGCCUGGCACGAGAUAUGGGAUCAUCAGCAGGCUCUCAUCUGAGACAAGGCCAGAGAACCGAUCCUGAUUCUGCUCUCACUUCUUCUCGACAAGGUGCUGAUGUUGGAGUAGUCAUCUCUAAUCUAAAUUCUUUUUUGAAACUUGUCAGUGAGAGGGUCAUGCUUGUUCCAGAGUGCAAACGAUCCAUAACUCAGAUCUUGAAUGCCUUGCUCUCAGAGAAAGGUACUGAUUCUUGUGUGCUUCUCUGCAUUGUUGAUGUGAUAAAAGGGUGGAUUGAAGAUGACUUCAGCAAGCCAGGCACAUCGGUCAAGUCAAAUUCUUUUCUAUCUCCGAAGGAAAUAGUUUCUUUUCUUCAGCAGCUUUCACAAGUUGAUAAGCAAAACUUCUCCCCUAGUGCUCUGGAAGAGUGGGAUAGGAAAUAUCUACAGCUUCUUUAUGAAAUUUGUGCUGAUUCAAAUAAAUAUCCUCUGCCCCACCGUCAAGAGGUGUUUCAGAAAGUGGAAAGGCAAUUCAUGCUUGGUUUACGGGCAAGAAAUCCCGAAAUUAGGAUGAAAUUCUUCUCACUUUAUCAUGAAUCUCUUGGGAAAACAUUGUUCACAAGGCUGCAGUACAUUAUCCAACUUCAGGACUGGGAAGCUUUGAGUGACGUCUUCUGGCUCAAACAAGGUCUUGACCUUCUUCUAGCGAUCUUAGUUGAGGAUAAACCUAUUGCACUAGCUCCAAACUCAGCGACGGUGCCACCACUUGUGGCUUCAGGUCCUCUUCCAGAUUGUUCUGUGAUGCAGGAUCAGGUUCCUGAUGUUCCAGAAGUCCCUGAGGAUGCUCCUCUCACAUUUGAUGCCCUUGUUUAUAAGCAUGCGCAGUUUCUAAACGAGAUGAGCAAACUUAAGGCGUCAGAUCUUGUUGUUCCAUUGAGAGAGCUGGCUCAUACAGACGCUAAUGUUGCAUACCAUUUGUGGUUGUUAGUGUUUCCCGUUGUUUGGGUGUCCUUAAACAAGGAAGAGCAGUUAGCACUAGCUAAACCAAUGAUUACUCUCCUAUCAAAAGAUUAUCAUAAAAAGCAACAAGCCAGCAGGCCAAAUGUUGUGCAAGCACUCCUAGAAGGGCUUCAGUUGAGCCGCCCUCAACCUCGGAUGGCUAGCGAACUGAUUAAAUAUAUUGGAAAGACUUACAAUGCAUGGCACAUCGCAUUGGCUUUACUGGAAAGUCACGUCAUGUUGUUCAUGAAUGAUACGAAGUGCUCCAAGUCUCUGGCUGAGCUUUAUCGCUUGCUUAACGAGGAAGAUAUGAGGUGUGGGUUGUGGAAGAAAAGAUCAAUCACUGCAGAAACCAGGGCUGGGCUUUCUCUAGUUCAACAUGGUUACUGGCAGCAGGCUCAAAGUCUGUUUUACCAAGCCAUGGUUAAGGCAACUCAAGGUACAUAUAAUAACACGGUACCAGAGGCUGAGAAGUAUCUUUGGGAAGAGCAAUGGCAGUAUUGUGCUAGUCAACUUAGUCAGUGGGAUGAUUUGGUAGACUUUGGCAAGAGUGUUGAGAAUUAUGAAAUACUACUUGACAGUCUUUGGAAGUUGCCCGAUUGGGCAUAUAUGAAGGAUCAUGUAAUUCCAAAGGCUCAAGUAGAAGAAACUCCAAAACUUUGUUUGAUUCAAGCAUUUUUUGCUCUUCAUGAUAGAAACACAAAUGGUGUGGGGGAUCCUGAAAACAUAGUGGGGAAAGGUGUUGAUCUUGCUUUAGAAAAAUGGUGGCAGUUGCCAGAAAUGUCUGUUCAUGCCGGGAUUCCUCUUUUGCAGCAAUUCCAGCAGCUAGUUGAAGUUCAAGAAUCAGCUAGAGUCCGUGUGGACAUUGCAAAUGGUAACAAACAUUCUGGUAGUUCUGUUGUUGGUGUGCAUGGAAAUCUUUAUGCUGAUCUCAAGGACAUCCUUGAGACUUGGAGACUGAGAACUCCAAAUGAAUGGGAUAAUAUGUCUGUUUGGUGUGAUUUGCUCCAAUGGAGAAAUGAAAUGUAUAAUGCAGUCAUUGAUGCAUUCAAGGAUUUUAGCAACACGAAUACACAACUUCAUCACCUUGGUUAUCAUGACAAAGCAUGGAAUGUCAAUAGGCUUGCUCACAUUGCUCGUAAGCAAGGCCUUUUUGAUGUUUGUGUGACAAUACUUGAAAAGAUGUAUGGCCAUUCAACCAUGGAAGUGCAGGAGGCCUUUGUUAAGAUAAGCGAACAAGCGAAGGCUCUUCUGGAAAUGAAGGGGGAGCUUAUCAAUGGUCUUAAUCUGAUUAAUAGCACUAAUUUAGAAUAUUUUCCCAUGAAAAGCAAAGCAGAAAUUUUUCGCCUGAAGGGGGAUUUUUUGUUAAAGCUAAACGACACUGAAGGUGCUAAUCUUGCAUAUUCUGAUGCAAUCAGCCUUUUCAAAAAUUUGCCUAAAGGAUGGAUAAGCUGGGGAAAUUAUUGUGACAUGGUUUAUAAAGAAACCAAUAAUGAGAUUUGGUUAGAAUAUGCUGUCACCUGCUUUCUUCAAGGUAUCAAGUUCGGCGUAUCUAACUCAAGAAGCCAUCUUGCUCGUGUUCUGUAUCUUCUCAGCUUUGAUACUCCCAAUGAGCCUGUGGGCAGGGCAUUUGAUAAGUUCUUGGACCAAAUACCCCACUGGGUUUGGCUUUCUUGGAUUCCACAACUCUUGCUUUCCCUGCAGAGGACAGAGGCUCCUCAUUGCAAACUUGUUCUGCUUAAAAUUGCCACUAUAUAUCCACAGGCUCUGUAUUACUGGCUGCGCACAUAUUUGCUUGAACGACAGGAUGUUGCAAAUAAGUCUGAACUAAGUAGACUGGCAAUGGCCCAGCAAAGAAUGCAGCCAGGUGUCUCUGGCACUGGUCCUGGUUCUCUUGGCUUGGCUGAUGGCAAUGCGAGAGUACAGUGUGAUGGUGUAUCCUCAGCCAAUCAACCUCACCAAGGCGCUCAAUCCAGUGGUGGAAUUGGAUCUCAUGAUGGUGGAAGCUCUCAUGGGCAAGAACCCGAACAGUCUGGUGUGGAGAGUAGUGACCAAGCUUUGCACCAAAGUACUUCAACCAUCAAUGCGGCUAGUGCUUUUGAUGCUGCAAAGGAUAUAAUGGAGGCUCUCAUAAGCAAGCACACUAAUUUGGCCAGUGAACUUGAGGUUCUGCUCACUGAAAUUGGUUCAAGGUUUGUAACUCUGCCAGAGGAGAGACUUCUGGCAGUGUUUAACGCACUGCUCCGCCGCUGUUACAGGUACCCAACUGCUACUACCGCAAAGGUUCCCCAAUCUCUCAAGAAGGAGCUCUCCAGUGUUUGUAGGGCUUUCUUCUCGGCAGAUGCGGCGAAUAAGCACGUUCAUUUUGUGAGAGAGUACAAGCUGGAUUUUGAACGUGAUCUUGAUCCAGAAAGCACAUCUACUUUCCCAGCCACCUUUUCUGAUCUGACUGAACGAUUGGAACAUUGGAAACAUGUUAUCCUAAAUAAUGUUGAGGACAGGUUUCCAGCUGUCUUGAAGCUAGAAGAGGAAAGCAGGGUGCUGCGUGACUUCCAUGUGGUUGAUGUUGAGGUUCCAGGACAGUAUUUUAGUGAUCAGGAAAUUGCACCCGAUCAUACAGUGAAGUUAGACAGGAUUGGAGCUGAUAUUCCGAUUGUGCGAAGGCACGGAAGUAGUUUCCGGCGUCUGACUUUAAUGGGCUCUGAUGGCUCUCAACGUCAUUUUAUUGUCGAGACAUCUUUAAGCCCUAAUGCUAGAAGUGAUGAGCGCAUAUUGCAGCUUUUCCGGGUGAUGAACCAAAUGUUUGAUAAGCACAAGGAAUCAAGACGCCGUCAUAUAUGCUUUCACACUCCAAUUAUUAUUCCUAUUUGGUCUCAGGUCCGCAUGGUAGAAGAUGAUUUGAUGUACAGUACCUUUCUUGAGGUGUACGAGAACCACUGUGCAAGGAAUGACCGAGAGGCAUAUCAGCCCAUCACUUAUUUCAAGGAGCAACUGAACCAAGCUAUGUCCGGCGAAAUCUCACCGGAAGCUGUUCUAGAUCUCCGUCUCCAAGCUUACACUGAAAUAACAACAACUCUUGUAACUGACAGCAUUUUCUCCCAAUACAUGUACAAGACUCUGCCGAGUGGAAACCAUAUGUGGGCUUUCAAAAAACAAUUUGCCAUCCAAUUGGCCCUCUCAAGUUUCACGUCAUUCAUGCUGCAAAUUGGAGGAAGGUCACCGAACAAGAUAUUGUUUGCUAAGAACACUGGGAAAAUAUUCCAAACAGAAUUUCAUCCUGCAUACGAUGCAAAUGGAAUGAUCGAGUUCAAUGAACCCGUGCCUUUUCGUCUGACAAGGAAUAUGCAAGCAUUCUUCUCCCAUUUUGGAGUAGAAGGCCUUAUUGUGUCUGCUAUGUGUGCUGCGGCACAGGCUGUGGUUUCACCUAAACAAAAUCAGCACCUAUGGCAUCAAUUAGCCAUGUUUUUCCGGGAUGAGCUACUUUCUUGGUCUCGGAUAAGACCACUUGGCAUGGCCCUGGCCCCGGCCCCCAUUUCUGGAGUGGGUAGUAUGAACCCCAUUGAAUUUAAACAGAAGGUCACAACCAAUGUCGAGCAUGCAAUUGGCCGGAUUACUGGAAUAGCCCCACAGUAUUUCUCAGAAGAGGAGGAGAAUGCCAUGGACCAGCCACAGUCGGUGCAGAGGGGUGUUACUGAGUUGGUUGAAGCUGCCUUGACCCCAAGGAACUUGUGCAUGAUGGAUCCAACUUGGCAUCCAUGGUUUUGACCUCAGUACUGGAGCACCCAUGGGCCGAUGACCGGAUGGUAGUCUCUGUUAGAAGGUCGGUCGCAAUCAAUUCUCCAUCGUAAAUAUGAUGUAAAUACUGUUAUUUUGGGACUCAAUUUGAAAAAUGAGUGUUUUGGGUGUCAUGUGUAUAAAUCAUUGUUAAUUGAAGUAAAUUCACGUGCAAAUGUAAAAUUCUGAA
Alnus glutinosa is the source of this 7609-nucleotide messenger RNA. RefSeq names its product transcription-associated protein 1-like. The transcript has 20 exons. Lineage: Eukaryota; Viridiplantae; Streptophyta; Magnoliopsida; Fagales; Betulaceae. Gene Ontology annotation, molecular function: transcription coregulator activity; protein binding. Gene Ontology annotation, biological process: regulation of DNA-templated transcription; DNA repair. The record is from RefSeq and is a predicted model, not a curated record. Gene Ontology annotation, cellular component: SAGA complex; NuA4 histone acetyltransferase complex; nucleus. The coding region runs from base 1 to 7410 and encodes 2469 amino acids.